ACUCUGGGAAAAUAUAUUCGCCAUUUUGAUGGAGGGAAUUGGAAAUUAAAAAUAUUGCAGUUUUAACGGUUUUGCAAGUACAUUUUAAUAUGUCAGUAGUUAAAAAAUAAUCUGAACUGAUCUGCAUGAUAAUUACAUCAGAUAAAAUGAUGUUUUGAACUUGCUUUGUCAAAACGUUUGAGGAAAAGUGGAGAAGAAAAUGUGACCUUUUUUAGCACCGCGUUUUUCUAACGAUCUGAACAAUAACAUGCCUUUAUUUACUUUAUGUAAAUCAAUGUUAAGACGAGUUAAAUUCUGUUUUACUGAAGUCAAAGUGAUAUAUUCUGACAUUUUUUGCUUGUAAUAUGCAUUUCACAAGAUGACUGAGUGGUAAUACUGUAAAGAACGGUGUCAAUAUAUCCAGGAAAUUUUAUCACAUUUGUUCAUGUGGUUACAAUUUCUGAAGAUGGAGGAAGACAUUUUGUAGCAUACAUUGUGACUUGCAAGCACUUGUUGCUUCGCAAAAAAGUGAUAAUAAAAAAAACUCUUCAUUCCUGAACAAUAAACAACAGAACAUUAGCUUUGUUGCGGUGCUAUCAUUUUCUUGCUCAGGAUCUGUUGAAAUUUGUCAUUUGUGCUCAGACGAAAAUUGAGUGCCUUAAACUAUACUGUUAAUAUUUAUUUUAUCUACUUAAAAUCAUUAAAUAUAACAGCAGGACAUAUUUAGAUAUAAAUAUCAUUUUAAAUCAUUUUGACACGGACAACAGAAACAACAAGUCAACUGACUGGUCUACAACCAAUCUUUGUUGGCAGCCUUGCUAUGGCUAUGGUUUAGGAUGGCCACAAACAACGCUCCUAAGCAUGACUUUGCUCCGGCUUGGCUGAAGAUUCCAAAUUCAGAGAAUUCUAAGCCACCCGGCAAUAAACAAGGUGAGACAAGCACAGAUGAUAGAUUCAAUCGUAGCUCUUAUAGGGAAGAUACUACUAUAUCACACAAAGGCCCAUAUGAAUCUAGUAGGCUGUAUCGGCAGUAUUCAUUAGAACAUAAUACUGAUGGAAGUAAGGGCUGUGCAGCAAUACUCCCGAAUAGCUGCCUGGCUAUUCCUACCUGCAAACGAUUUCCACCGGGUGCCAGCAACAAGUUCCGUCACCAUUCAGUAGAUGAUGAUUACUACGCAUACACAUAUGGACCCUAUGGUUAUUACAAUGGAUAUGGUUACCAUGACAAAUACGGAAUGCACUACAGCUCUCAGCCAUCAUUGCUGAGGUCAGGUGGUCAACGAGACAGCAAGUAUCAACAUCCUCAUGCUAGAUAUGGAGCAGGACAGAGUAUGAAUGUAGGCUAUCCACCAUAUUAUGACUUCAUACCACCAUACGACUACUACGGAAAUGAGCCUUACUACAACAACUACCCUCCUGGCCGAGGGGGUGCAAAACGGAAUUAUUACGAGAAAGACGGACGCAGCAACUCUAAAGAAGGAAAAGAUAAAGAUGAGAAGAAAGAUAAGGAGACAGAGAAAGAGAAACCAUUUAAUGAUGAUUUUGUAAGUAGAAUUCAUUUAAAGACCAAUAUCCCUAGACGACCGGCCCGAAUGAAUGGCAGCUACCCAAGAGAAACGGGCACAUACCCAGGUCUCAAAGCAAACACACCCACAAGUAGUUCUAGCAAUACAGGAGGCUCAAAAGAGGGUGCUCAGCCUUCUACACCUCCAAUGGACAUCCUAAACACCAGAUUUGUUACUCAACCAAAAACACUGUCUGAUAAGAAAAGCCAUUUCCUGAAAGCCUUACGACAAGAAGAUGAGAAGCUGCGACGGUCUGGAGAGUCGGAAGAUCUCGUGAAUGGAGUAGGCAGUCUAGGUUUACAUGAAGAUGACAGUCAUCUAUCCAGCUCGCUUGAAGCAGAACAAAGGUUACUGCGAGAGAUGGGUUGGAAUGAGGCAGAUGAGGAAGAGUAUGAAAUAACUGAAGAUGAUAUGAAAGAGUUUCAGAACCUCACGAAACAAGUACAACAGCGAAAUGGUCCUCUAAAUGGUAUGGCUAAAACCAUACCAAAAACAUGGAGCCCGAAACAUAUCCCUGUGUAUCUACCAAACACACAUGAACUAAACGAUACACUCUCUUCCUCGGAUUCAGACUCUGAUGAUGCUGACAAUUAAUCAGACGUUAAACAGCUGUAAAAGUAUGCUGGUUUUAUGUGUUAAAACACUAGUAGGAUAUGUAAUCAGUGAAUUGUGUGCUAAAAUACGCCUACACUUAUAUUAUCUAGAAAGCAUUUUAUAACCAGUGUGACAAUUUGCUCAUUGUUCUUGUGUGGUGGAGAUUGUUCUUGUGUGGUGGAGAUUGUUCUAGUGCGAUAUUCCUUGCUUUUUUUGUCCAGUCACAUACAUAGCUCAGUGAAAAUCAUGUGAACUGAAUGUUGGUGCAUUGUCCAAUUACUUGUAUCCUUAGUGUCAUGUGACUUGGAACAUUACCCAAUCGGAUGGCUUGAUGAAGUCGUGAUGUGAAAAAGUGGGAUGAAACAUGACACUAAAUAACCACACUAUAGAUCUAUGUGCUGCCAUUAUGCAUGAUGUGUUGAAGGUACUGUCAUAGUUAUCUCUAGGAAUCAUCUGUGUCUUACUUGUGAAUAUACAACAAGACAAUAUCCUGAGGAACGGAAUAAAUGUGUUCGAUGAAGUCAUCAGGAAGUAUGUAUAGAACCAAUCAUUUUAAAAACCAUUUGAAGAAAAAAGUAUUAUUUUUUGAAAGAUAAAUGUUUAUAUUGUUUUAUUGCAAUGACUAGAGAUGCUGGAAGUGAAAGUUCGCAAUUAGUGUAAUUGAUUUUUUUUUUACUUUUCUGAUUUUACUCCUUUUUUGCCCUUAUUUAAAAUGAAACUUAUCCAACCUCAAGCAGAUAUAACUUUCAUCAUUAUCUUACAAAGUCUAGUGAUAUAGUUUGGAUUUGCUCUUUUAAUUUUUUGGUUUUUCAAUUUUUUUUUUUUUUUUUUUUUCUUGUCAACGAAAACAUUGCUAAAUGGCCAAUUUUUAGCUCACCUGUCACAUAGUGACAAGGUGAGCUUUUGUGAUCACGCAGCGUCCGUCGUCCGUCCGUCCGUAAACUUUUGCUUGUGACCACUCUAGAGGUCACAUUUUUUGUGGGAUCUUUAUGAAAGUUGGUCAGAAUGUUCAUCUUGAUGAUAUCUAGGUCAAGUUCGAAACUGGGUCACGUGCCAUCAAAAACUAGGUCAGUAGGUCUAAAAAUAGAAAAACCUUGUGACCUCUCUAGAGGCCAUAUAUUUCAAAAGAUCUUCAUGAAAAUUGGUCAGAAUGUUCACCUUGAUGAUAGCUAGGCCAAAUCGAAACUGGGUCACGUGCCGACAAAAACUAGGUCAGUAGGUCUAAAAAUAGAAAAACCUUGUGACCUCUCUAGAGGCCAUAUAUUUCACAAGUUCUUCAUGAAAAUGGGUCAGAACGUUCAUCUUGAUGAUAUCUAGGUCAAGUUCGAAACUGGGUCACGUGCCUUCAAAAACUAGGUCAGUAGGUCAAAUAAUAGAAAAACCUUGUGACCUCUCUAAAGGCCAUAUUUUUUCAUGGGAUCUGUAUGAAAGUUGGUCUGAAUGUUCACCUUGAUGAUAUCUAGGUCAAGUUUGAAACUGGGUCAUGUGCGGUCAAAAAUUAGGUCAGUAGGUCUAAAAAUAGAAAAACCUUGUGACCUCCCUAGAGGCCAUAUAUUUCAUGAGAUCUUCAUGAAAAUUGGUCAGAAUGUUCACCUUGAUGAUAUCUAGGUCAAGUUCGAAAGUGGGUCACGUGCCUUCAAAAACUAGGUCAGUAGGUCAAAUAAUAGAAAAACCUUGUGACCUCUCUUGAGGCCAUAUUUUUCAUGGGAUCUGUAUGAAAGUUGGUCUGAAUGUUCCUCUUGAUGAUAUUUAGGUCAAGUUCGAAAGUGGGUCACCUGCCAUUAAAAACUAUGUCAGUAGGUCAAAUAAUAGAAAAACUUCGUGACCUCUCUAAAGGCCAUAUUUUUCAUGGGAUCUGUAUGAAAAUUGGUCUGAAUGUUCAUCUUGAUGAUAUCUAGGUCAAGUUCGAAACAGGGUGAUGUGUGGUCAAAAACUAGGUCAGUAGGUCUAAAAAUAGAAAAACCUUGUGACCUCUCUAGAGGCCACACUUAUGAAUGGAUCUCCAUAAAAAUUGGUCAGAAUGUUCACCUUGAUGAUAUCUAGGACAAGUUUGAAACUGGGUCAUGUGCCUUAAAAAACUAGGUCAGUAGGUCAAAUAAUAAAAAAACCUUGUGACCUCUCUAGAGGCCAUACUUUUCAUGGGAUCUGUAUGAAAGUUGGUCUGAAUGUUCAUCUUGAUGAUAUCUAGGUCAAGUUUGAAACUGGGUCAACAUCGGUCAAAAACUAGGUCAGUAGGUCUAAAAUUAUUAAAAUCUUUUGACCUCUCUAGAGGCCAUAUCUUUCAAUGGAUCUUCAUGAAAAUUGAUCUGAAUGUUCACCUUGAUGAUAUCUAGGUCAGUUUCGAAACUGGGUCACGUGCGGUCAAAAACUAGGCCAGUAGGUAUAAAAAUAGAAAAACCUUGUGACCUCUCUAGGUGCCAUAUUUUUCAUGAGAUUUAUGAAAAUUAGUGAGAGUGUUCACCUUGAUGAUAUCUAGGUAAAGUUCAAAACAGGGUCAUGUACCUUCGAAAACUAGGUCAAUAGGUCAAAUAAUAGAAAAACCUUGUGACCUCUCUAGAGACCAUAUUUUUCAAUGGAUCUUCAUGAAAAUUGGUCAGAAUUUUUAUCUUGAUAAUAUCUAGGUCAAGUUCAAAACUGGGUCACAUGAGCUCAAAAACUAGGUCACUAUGUCAAAUAAUAGAAAAAACGACAUCAUACUCAAAACUGGGUCAUGUGGGAAGAGGUGAGCGAUUCAGGACCAUCAUGGUCCUCUUGUUUAUUAAUUACUGUUGCAAUAUUUAUUAGAUAAUAAUUGUUCAUGUGUAAAAAGGGAUUUUUCAUGUACAUAAAAUAAAUUUAUUUUUUUAGAUAUUGUCAUUGAAAAGACGAGUUGGACUUUUACAAACACAUGCCAUAAAUCCCUGUUACUGUUUGUUCGAAAAUUAAACAACUUGCUUUUAGUAUUUUUUUGAAAGUCUAAUGGAGAAGUUCUGUUAGAAGGUUUGUGCUAUAUAACUGUUUAUUUGUAAGAAAUGAUCUGUAGUUUUCUUUAAGUAUGGGCAGGUAGAGGUAUAUCUGUAUAUAAAAUGUCUCUUCAAAACCAUUGUGAUCUUUGGUCCAUGUGUGAUAAACAUUUCUAUUACAUUGUGUUAUUUUGUGUAUUUUUGUUCAUUUACUUAUACUCUUGACCAAAACAAGUAUAUUUUGUUUUGAAGCUGGCACUGCAAUACAGUUGGUGAAAAAGUAACUUUUAGUACUAGCAACUGGUUAGAUUUAGAGAUGGGUUAAUUGUGUAAAAGAAAGUUACCUAUGUUUGUAUAAGCUAUAAAAAUAAAAGUUUUCUUGUUUAACAAUGGUUGUGUGAAGGGCUUGCAUCAAGCCAAGAAUUUACUAGUAUAGCAGGUAUAGAAGUAAAACUAAGUCACACUAGCAUGUGCGUCCUCAUUUAUCCCCAGUUUGUGUUAUGACGAAUGUGAAUUGUGCCACAAUCUUUGUUUUCUCUUCGUUUCAGUCUGUAAUAGCAUCAACCGCGAUCCUUUUUUUUUUAUUCACAUUUUUAGCAAAAUUGUAUUUUAUUUGUCCUUGAGGAAUAUAUAUAAGUCUCCAUGAAUGUUAGUUUUGAUAUUUUACUGGAAAUAGAAGUGAAACAAGGCAUAAUAUUGUGUCUCAUUAGCUUGUAUCAACCACUAACAUUUAUCUGUAUGAUUUAGGUAAAUUGGAUGUUAACCCAAAAUAGAAUACAAUUUCACAAAGUAUAUUUCUACCAGAAACUUGAGAAAACUUAAAAUUAUACUAAUGAGUAAUCAUCUAUAAUAACAACUGUGUGAUAUGAGAUGAUUUUCUAUUUCCUGGGGCUGUCAUUCGAAAUUUUGAAUCUGUGUCAACUGACAAAUAUGGACAGUACGUAAAUUUAAUAUAUUUGUAAGGCAAGAACAUACAAGUUAUUGCAGGUAGAGGUAGAUCGAUCCAAGUUAAUUUCAAGAUGAGAUAACCUUUUUUUUUGCCCACAAAAUUAAAGAAUUUGUGACAAAACAAAGCAAACAUAGAUGAUUUACACUUUUCUUUUUAAUUUUCAAAGGACAUUAUUUUAUUGAAGUUAUUCAUCUCUGUUGUAACAGUGUUCCAAAAUUCUGUACUGGUAUAUCAUAGACGUUGCCAUAUUUUCAGUACAUCAGUAUGGCAGUGAACAGCAACAGCUGUACUAUUUCCCUUCCCUCAGACAUACAUUUCUUAGCACUGCUGUUCCCCACUUUACUCCAUCAUAAAUGAGUUUUGUAGCAUUUCAUUAAUUUUUUUAUAGGAAAAAGGCUUGUUAAAAACUUCUUUAAAGCAUUUUAUAUUUCAUUUCAUUUGACUUUGUAUUUAUGCUUAUUUGUUGCUAGUAUUUGCAUUAAUUUUGAUCUCAUUUGAUCUACAGUUGUCUAAAUAAACUGGAAAACUGUUGAAAUUGACUGUGUAAAUAUUACUGUAUUAAUUAAUAACAAGUUUGAACUUUUAUUUUGAAAUUAGCUUAAACAGAGAAACAGAAAAUAGGGUUAUUUAAAACAUUUCUAUUAAAUCCAAGACAAAAAAUGCUGCAUUCAACAGAUUUUGGGUGUUUUUUUCUCCUUUCAUUUUGCUAGCCAUGGAGAAAUGUAAAUGAGAAAUAAUCUGUACAUAGUUAUCAUGAUUUUGUUUCAAGAGUCCUAAAAUUAUAUGGUGAUAUACUAUAACAUUUGCAGAAUUAAAGAAAGAUAUAUGUACUGAAAUUAUCAAUUUAUCAUUAUGUAAUACUAACAGUUGUAGAAUCCUACCAAUUAGCACAAAGAAAAUAUUUUUGUAGAUGUCCGUCCAGGCAGUUGUGAGUAGAUAAAGCUACGUUGAUCAGUAGUUAAUGAGAGAAAUGCACUAACCUCCCAUUUCAGUUACAGGUUAUUGCAGCUUGUUCAUCUUGAACAUAACAAUCAAAUCAAUUUACUAUGCAUAGGUCCUGUAUAUAGAAUUCACAUUCAUGUUUAUACAUUUUCAUGCUGAUGCUUGUUGGAUUUAGAGAUAUUAUCACACAAUGUGGUGACAGCCAUGGCUCCAUUUCCAGUCAGUAUUUAUAGAUUGCCCUUGCCCUGUAAACAGUCCAAUCUUUGAAAUCUUUGUAUUUCUGUUUUAUUAUUUAAAUAAGUAUUUAAGUUUGUGAAUAAGUUUUCCAGGUAUGAAAUAUAUUGAGAUAGGUCUUGCAUUGUGAGCAACUAAGACUGUUGAAAUCUAUGAAUGACACAAUUAUGGAGUAAGAUUUGUGGUUUAUGAAAUAUUUAUGGUUUUUACAUUUAUUUAAUAUAAGGAAUCCAGAGAUGUUAAAAUUAUUUGCCAUCUACAGUUGAUAUUCAGUGCUGAUGUGUAUGUUACAACUACAAGUUCAUGAUAAUUGCCCGGUGUUCUAUAGAAGCGUUGUAUUUUCAAUAUAUAUGGGAGACAACUUUUUCAUCCACUCUGUUUAAUAUAAAACACAUUGUUUGUGUAGACUAAACAAAAUGGCAACUGUGAAAUAUAUAUUUUUUAAUGCAACUUAGUUAACACAACAUAAAGACACAUACAUACUUAUCAUGUAUAUGAAAAAAGGACUAUUGGUAUGCUGCUCUUUACAUAUUAACUGGUCAAAACAACACACUGGCUGUUAUUACUAGAUAAAAAGUUUACUCACAUAUGAAAGUAUACAGGUAGCCUUGACCUGUGAUGGAAAAAUUGAAUAUAUAUAUUUCAUUUACAGUUACAUAUAUUGAUAAUACAGCUGACAUGCACAAUGACUUUCUCAACACAACUUUUGGAAACAUUUCAUUUUAUUUUGUAAUAAAGGUUGUUUAUAUAUAUUGAACACAGUUUAGACUUGUCUAUUCCUCACACCACUUGUGCAAUGAGUACAUUACAGAUAUUCAUCGUGUAACUACCACCCACUGAUACAUAAAUAUAGUUUUAUUUGGCAUUUUCAACAUGUAGUUUAUGUAAUUAACAUAUAUUUAUAAAUAGAAGUUACUGCUUGAGGAGUUAUAUUAUUCGCAUGUUUUUUGACACAGGUCCUUCAUGGUUACAUACAUUAUUGUAAAAAAUAGAGGGGUUUCACUAUCUGUUAAAUUGAGCAAAUUUUUAAAUUAUUUUCAAUUGUGAAUUUAACAGCAUUGUUAUAUAUUUGUAGUUUUUUUGGAAAAAUAGAACAUCUUUGCUUCAUUUGUAAUUGUUUCCUUUAAAAAUUUGGAGCAUAGAAUAUGUUUGACCCAGGGUAAUUAUACAACAGUGGGGCAUAUAUUUACCUGAAUAAGUCAGAUUUUCCUAUUAAAUGAAAAUUUUGGCAUUGAAAGAAAAACAUCACAAGAUACCAUUGACCUCUCAGUGGGGCCUCUAGGAAAAUGUAUGGUUUAAAUUUGUGUCAUUUAAUUAAGGGAAAAAAUUCAAAUGAUGUCACAGAAUAUGUGAAACAAACAAUAGAAGACUGUUUGUAUUGUUACUCAGUGAUUUUUAUCAUGCCUAUGUAUGACAGGGAUUCAUAUUUAUUUGACAUUGUUGUUUAAGGACCUGCACAGACCGUUUCCCUGCCCACCAUUUACAUUUUACACAGUACUUUGCUAUGAAUGCUCCCUAUCUGUCAUCUGCAAUAAGGAAUAACAAAUAUCAUAAAAUGCAUAUUCACUGAUCAGUCUUGGCUCCUUCUAAAGUUUGUAUUUACAAACUGAUUAAAAACAUAGGAUACAUCAAUGGGGGGGGGGGGGGGGGAAUGUUUUUGUAAAGUCAUAUGUCUAAUAACAUUCUUAUAAAUGAUAAAAUUGAAAACAUUUUUGUUGAUGAAAUUUUUAAGGAGCAGCACAUUUUAUGAUAUUUGAAAAACAUUUAGAAAAAAUAUUGACAUCAGAGGUUCCAUUAUAACCUAACAGAAUUUAAAAAUGAGUAUAUUAUAAAUACUGAUAUAAAUUAAGCUGUUUCAGAUUCUUUUAUUUAUUUAUUUUGAUGCCUAUUUUCAUUUGUAAUGCGAAUAAUGCAAGGACAAUCCUAGUGCAACUUUUUGCUUGUUUCUCUGCAGCCGUUAAUAUUCAUUUCAUUUAUAUCAUAAAACAAGUUUUAACAAAGCCUGUCUGUGUCACAGGUAACGAACUGUGCAGGUCUUGGAAAUUCAUAUUGAUACUCGCAUCCAAUCACUUGCUUCGUGGUCUUAUUUAAUAAAAAAUGCCUGUCGAAAAAUUGUA
This is a messenger RNA of Mercenaria mercenaria, 9322 nucleotides long. RefSeq names its product vasculin-like. NCBI's taxonomy places the organism in Eukaryota, Metazoa, Mollusca, Bivalvia, Venerida, Veneridae. The transcript has 9 exons. Bases 816 to 2138 code for a protein of 440 amino acids. The record is from RefSeq and is a predicted model, not a curated record. Gene Ontology annotation, molecular function: DNA binding; RNA binding. Gene Ontology annotation, cellular component: nucleus. Gene Ontology annotation, biological process: positive regulation of DNA-templated transcription; DNA-templated transcription.